Molecule: messenger RNA, 2278 nt
Organism: Sarcophilus harrisii (Tasmanian devil)
Lineage: Eukaryota; Metazoa; Chordata; Mammalia; Dasyuromorphia; Dasyuridae
Gene: INHA
Product: inhibin subunit alpha
Biological process (GO): SMAD protein signal transduction
Cellular component (GO): extracellular region
Molecular function (GO): cytokine activity; growth factor activity
Source: RefSeq, a predicted model, not a curated record
CAGAGAUAGGCCUCAAUGCCAGCCAAGGACCGCCGGGCGUGGGAAGCAGUGGGGAGGGCUGGCAGGGAGAGUGGGGGUGAAUGGGGUGGGGAGGGCAGGAAGGAGAGGUGCCCCCGCCGGGAGUGGGCUAAGAGCAGGACCCAGGAACGGAGGGCAGCAGGAAGUUCAGGCUGGGCCAGCCAAAUGCAGCCUCUGGCCAUGCUUCUUCUGCAGCUCCUGCUGCCCCUUCUGCUGCUGCUGGGCAGGGAGGGUAGGCAUGCGUGCCAGGGCCCAGCACCGGACAGGGAGCUGGUGCUGGCCAAGGUCAGAACCCUGGUGCUGGAUGCUCUGGGCCCCCCCACCGGCUCCAAGGAGGGGGGGGAUCCUGCGGCCCGGCGCCUGCCCCGCAGACAUGCCCACCCGGGAGGCCCCCACGGCAGAAGCAGGGAAAGCGAAGAGGACCUCUCACAGGUCAUCCUUUUCCCAACCACAGGUCCCAGCUGUGAGGACGGAGCCGCAGCUGGAGAGGCUGAGGGCCUGUUCACCUACAGCUUCCGGCCCUCCCUGCACACGCGCAGCCGCCAGGUGACAGCGGCCCAGCUGUGGUUCCACACGGGCCUCCCCAGGGCAGGUGCAGAAGGACACAACGCCUCGGGCCCCGCCUUGACGCUGCUGGCCAUGUCUUCGGGGGGCCCUACAGCGGUGCCCGCAUUGCUGGGCCCAGCCCCGCCUCGCUGGGCCGUGCUGCACCUGGCAGCCCCUGCCCUCCCGCUGCUGACCCGUCCCCUCCUGGUGCUGCUGCUUCGGUGCCCCCGCUGCCCCUGCCUGGCCCGGCUGGAUGCCACCCCCUUCCUGGUGGCCCACACCAGGGCCCAUGUGGCCGGUGCGGGGGAGAGGGCCCGUCGCUCUCCUCUGCCACCCCCCUGGCCCUGGACCCCGGCCGCCCUGCGCUUGCUGCAGCGCCCCUCCGAAGACGCAGCUGCCCACGCGGACUGCCACCGGGCUGCCCUCAACAUCUCCUUCCGGGAGCUGGGCUGGGACCAGUGGAUUGUUCACCCUCCCAGCUUCCUCUUCCAUUACUGCCACGGGGGCUGUGGGCUGGUGCCCUCCCCUGUCCUGCCUCCUGGGGCUGCCCUCACCCAUCUUCAGCCCCCGCCCCCGGGCCCAGGGUCCCGACCCUGCUGUGCUGCUCUGCCAAGCACCAUGAGACCCCUGCGGGUCCGCACCACCUCGGACGGAGGCUAUUCUUUCAAAUAUGAGACAGUGCCCAACCUCCUCACUCAGCACUGCGCCUGUAUAUAGGGAGGACCAUCCCCUCCUGCCGGCAAAACCAAAGCCAGAUAACCAGAGAGGAACCCCGGGCAAAGGAGGGAGUCCCAGCCCCUAACCCUCCUCUCCUCUGCUGGGUCCUUCCUGUCCAAGGUCACCCUCAUUGAUUGUAAACAGAUUAAUAAACAUUCAGCAUAACUAACCGGAGACAAUGGCCCGGAGAGUGACCCUCCCCCUCCCCAGAGGUAUGUGGGGGAGAACUGGAGCAUAAAAUUCCAGGGAUGACAUUUGGAAAUCUGACUUGUGAAUCCCCAAAUCAAGAAGCACUCAUUCAUUAUGGUGGCAGAGAGCAGAACAGAAAGAGCUUUGCUCAUAGGUCUGCCAGAAAGAUGCACCAGUGGGCCUCCUAGGGUCACCUAGGUGACAGAUAGCAUCAGCAUCCUCCCUAGGCUGUCUUUUUGCCCCAUGCAGUCCCCAAAUCUCAGGACUGUGGGGUCUCUGUGGCAGAGACCUUCCUGUUCAUAUAUUCUUGGGACCUUCUGAGUACCUUCCCAUUCAGGCCCUGCCUUAGAACAGGUAUUUUUGAGAAUUUUAGCUGACCCCACUUAGCCACCAAGAGAAGAUACCCACAGAUAGAAUUAGUUGGUGACAGAAGGCUGUGGAUUCCCCCCAAGCUUGUCCCACAUUGUUCCUGCCUGCUUUCUGCUCCAGCUCCUUCCCUAGCUAAAUAGUGACUUCUUGGGGGUCAGGAAAGAUGCCCUGUGUUCCCCAAAGCUUUUUGGCCCUGGGGAGUGAGAGUUUGGGAGACUCCUCCCAAACCCCCCAAAGCCUUUCCUCAUCCCACUGACCCCCAACAAAGAGGCCCUUCUGUCUCUCUGCCUUUGCCUUGAUGUAUGGACCUUGGCUCUGGGGAUGUGAGAGAGACCCAGAAGUUCAUGGGCACCUCCUCUCAAAGCCCCCAAAGCCUUUCUUUACCCCACUGACCCCCCCCAAUAAAGGAGGUUCUUCUGCCUCUCUGCCUUUGCCUUGA